GGCCUGAUUUUAGACACUGUGCCAGCAUCCUGAGUUGAUGCACAGCAUAAACAUCAAAACUAAACCUCUUAAAGUCACAUAGCCAUGAUCUCCAGCUAAGAACAUCCUUAACAUGAUCAAAUCCAUCUGUGCACCACUGGAAUAAUGAUAUCUGCUGCAAUGUGACUUUCCCCUAAUAUGCAUGGGAGAGUGGAGGAGGGGCUUAGUGUUAGGCGGAUGUCCCAUAGCAUUAUGUUUUAGGGAGAACACAAACCGCAUCCUCACGUCAAGUGUAGAUGCCUGGGCUGAACAUAUUCUUAAACGUUGUAUUCUAGUUAAAAAAUGCAGCUGUAGAAUUAGAAAACAGUCGUCAGAGGUAGUUAAGAUUAAAAUAUGUUCUGACACAGCGUGUGCGCUUGGCUUCAUUUUCUGUCAAUCUAUCGUCAACUCGUCCAUUAAAGGGUGCCCCUCUGGACGCGUCAUCUGAAUUUGCCCCUCUGCAUGUCUGCAAGCGGCCACCACAACAUCGGUUUAACAGGCAGCGAGACUGAUGUAGCAUUUGCUGGUAAUGGCUUCUGAGAAGCACCUGCCGGUGAAGAGGAUGAUUUCUCCGCGGCUUUUCGUGCGCUCGGUGUAGAACCCGUCACCACCCCGACAUUCUGGAACGCUGUCGGAUAAAGCUUAAUAACAGAAAUCAGUCGAAUGUAUAUGAGUGAGAGCGGCCUUCCUGUUUUAUUCCGAAGCCUGGGACUUGAUUCGGACCAUUGCAGGGUAGAGGGUGAGUUGCAUCUCGACGAGAGUAAUAUAAACCUCAUCCAUCUCAUCUAUAGGCUACUAGGGCAAUGCCAGGAUGUCUGGCAAUAUGUUGCGUUGGGCAAAGGAGCACAAUGGAUAUUUACUGCUGUGUGGACGGUGCUGACCAGACCAAAGCACAGUGAUCGCCUCUGUGCUGAGGGUAUGGGCGUGUGGAGGCCCCUGCUCCUGAGCUCUCUCAGUCUCACACUAUAGAUGCCCGCUGCCUAGCUCUCUGAGCCGCUGUUGCCCUUCUUAACCACCACCUCUCCUCUCCCCUCUCUUUCCAUCCUCUCUCCUUCUGAUUCUACCCCCUGUCAGGCUUCCCUCUCUUCCCUCUGUCUGCCCUCUCUGUGGCUCUGAUUUUCUCACAGCCAUCCCAGUUUAUUUUGAUCUUUUUACUUGCUACAUUCCUCUCUCUUUCUCUCCUUGUAUUUUUCCCUCUCUCUCUCCGUGUCUCUCUCUCCCUCUCCACUUCCCUCUCUCUCUGUGUCUCUCCCUCUCUCUCUCUCUCUCUCUACUUCCCUCUCGCUCCAUCUAACAAUGCUGUGCUGUGGUCGAGCGCUGGACUCCCCCUGUACUCUGGCGAUGCUGGUGGGGUUCCAGUUUGCAUUCGUCCUCUACUUCUCCCUGGGAGGGUUCCGGGGCCUGGUGUCGGUGCUCGUUCACUCGAUGGAGCCCGAGUUCGACUACUCGCGGCCCCAUGAUGUGUAUACAAACCUCAGCCACCUGGGGGCGCUAGUGCCCCAUCAAACAGGACCAGCAGCACCAACUGGACCAGCAUCACAGCUGAAGGACUGCCAGGUGCCCUCGCCACUACUGGUGGGUCCCGUAUCGGUGCGCCUGUCAUCCCCUCCCACACUGGAAGAGAUCAAGGAGAAGAACCCUCUUGUGACUCCAGGGGGUCACUACACGCCCCCUGACUGUGAGGCGAAGCACCAUACGGCCAUCGUGGUGCCCUACCGAAACCGGCAGGCUCACCUCCGCGCCCUCCUGUACCACCUCCACCCAUUCCUGCAACGCCAGCAAAUUCACUACAGCAUCUACAUCGUACACCAGUCUGGAAACUCCACUUUUAACCGCGCCAAGCUGCUAAACGUUGGGGUGCGCGAGGCACUGCGGGAUGAAGACUGGAGCUGCAUCUUCCUCCAUGAUGUUGACCUGCUCCCUGAAAACGACCACAACACGUAUACCUGCCACCCUCAGUAUCCCACCCACCUCUCUGUGGCCAUGGACAAGUUUAGAUACAGACUGCCAUAUUCCCAGUAUUUCGGAGGCGUUUCUGCCGUGACUCCAAACCAGUACCUCAAGAUGAAUGGCUUUCCCAACCAGUACUGGGGAUGGGGAGGGGAGGAUGAUGACAUCGCAGCCAGAAUACGUCUCUCGGGGAUGAAGAUAGUGCGCCCCCCGGUGGCGAUUGGCCAUUAUAAGAUGAUCAAGCAUAAAGGGGACCAGGGGAAUGAGCAGAACCCACGCAGGUUUGACCUGCUGAAGCGCACAAGGAUAAGCUGGCGCUCCGAUGGGCUAAGCUCGCUGAAGUACCAUCUCCUGUCCAAAGAGUUGGAGCCGCUGUACACCAACCUGUCCGUCGACAUCGGCAACGACCCCCACCCCCCGAAGAAAGGCCAGGGUUCAAGGAAGCAAGCCCUGCCUCCAUUAAUGAAAGCAGAACCCAAGUCAGUGCCUCCCACAAAAGACUGCAAAAAGUUGCAUCCCACAGAGGAAGACAGCCAAUGAAACAUCGGCUCUUGAUGAAGCAGGAAGUGGGGAUGAAGCAGGAAGUGGGCUGAUUUCAGUACUGGUGUUCUGAAGGUGUACUUCAGUUCUACAGCUCUGUCACAGGCUUCGCGCACUAAGGCUUCUGUCAUGGAAGAGUGAUUUGAAUACAGCUGGUGUUUAUUUCUCCUUUUCCUUCUUUACAGCAGAGCUUUGUCUCAGUUUUUCUCACUGAUAAGAUAGCUACGCCACGAAAAUCCUCUCAUCGAGAGCGGACCAUGAUCAGCUUUCAAAACACCUGUGAAUGUUCCUCAAAGACUGAAAUAAUAUUUUGAUGCACUGGAGCAGCAGCUUGUUUGACUAAAACUCUCCUCUGACUGGCGGUGAGAUAUUUCAGUCUCGCCACGGUGGUUGUAGAUAUCUCUCCCGGGGGUGAAGUGGAUAUGUGUGUGAUUGGACACAGUGCCAGUUUGUGUGUGUGUGUGUGUGUGUGUGUUAUGAGUGUG
Messenger RNA from Clupea harengus (Atlantic herring), 2993 nucleotides. It is a transcript of the gene b4galt3, whose product is annotated as UDP-Gal:betaGlcNAc beta 1,4- galactosyltransferase, polypeptide 3. The transcript has 8 exons. The record is from RefSeq and is a predicted model, not a curated record. Gene Ontology annotation, biological process: galactosylceramide biosynthetic process; carbohydrate metabolic process. Gene Ontology annotation, cellular component: Golgi apparatus. Gene Ontology annotation, molecular function: galactosyltransferase activity. Bases 1315 to 2508 code for a protein of 397 amino acids. Lineage: Eukaryota; Metazoa; Chordata; Actinopteri; Clupeiformes; Clupeidae.